UGGCAGAGUUGGAAUUUCUUUUCUUUGGUGAAUUGCGAAGCGCACAGGAGAAGAGCAUAAAAAUCCGCAAAAGCUAAGGGCUCUUUCUCUUCUCGCCUGGCUCUUUUCCUGCCUCCAGUUUGACUCCUUGAGCGUUGUGUGAACUCUGCUGCCAGCAUGGAUGCUUUCCAGACCGUGCUGCGCUUCGUCAUGAACCAGAAGACCACCAUAGGCUACAGCUUCAUGGCCAUCCUGACCAUAGGCGGAGAGCGCAUCUUUUCUAUGGUCUCCUUCCAGUGUCCCUGCAACCGCAGCCAGAACUUCUCGUACGGGCUGACCUUCCUGCUCGGGCCGGCCGUGGUGCUACUGGCGCUCGGCUUCUUCUUCAGCACGCGCAUGUGGAGGCUGUUCACGGGCUGCUGCCUGAACCCGCUCAAGCUCUGCCCCCGGGGCAACUGCCUGGGCUGCACAGCCAUGCUGCUGAAGGUGGCCGCGGGCGCGUGUGUCGCCCCGGUCAUGUGGCUGUGCGUGGCGCUGCUCAACGGGACCUUCUACGAGUGCGCCGUCAGCGGGCUGGACGACAACCUGGUGGUGAACCUGUUCUGCAAGAACAAGACGGUGAUGUGCCGCGCGGAGCUGGCCCGGGUGCCCUGCAAGAGGUCCAAGCUUCCCGCGGAAGAGAACAUGGAGCUGCUGCUCAUGUUCCGAGCGCAGUCGCAGAUCCUAGGCUGGUGCAUCAUCGUGGUGGCUGCCAUCGCGGGACUGGUGGGGACUUGCUAUAAGAACUGUCGCUCUCAGGUCAGCUUCCUGCAGCUCACCUUCUGGAAGCGCUAUAUGGAGAAGGAGAAGGAGCAGUUCGAGGCCUUCGCCACCGAGUACGCUGACAAGCUGGCCAAGCGCAACCUCAAGAGCUUCUUCGAGAACCGUGACCCAGAAGCUUUCCCCUUUCCCAAUCACAGGUCCUGGGAAGAAAUCUCGGCCUUGUACACCUUCUCUAAUAGUGAGCAGUACUACAGUACCCUGCAGAGGUAUGUGGAGCGCUCGGAUCGUGACUACAGCUCAGAGAAGAGGCCUGUACUGGACGUCGAGCGUGGCUUUGAGAUGUCCUGAGAUGAGCAGGGGACCGUGACCCAUGGGAGUGGAGUGGUGAGGCGUGGUCUGGUCCUAAGAAUUUAAGAAUGGUACCGUCCCAUUGACAGAGGACUACAGCAUUCUACAUUGACUGUUGCAGUCUGUUGAGGACCUCCAGCACUGGAAAGUAUUUGUUUUUUUGCUCAAUGUUAUCUUAUCAAAACCACUACAAAGUGCCAGGAGAAUGUGACUGUGUGCUUCCCGUCUAUUACUGCUAUAGUAACGGCUGUUUGAGGUGGCACGUACCGCGGGGAGCACUGCAGACGUGUGGCCAUACCAUGUCACAAACCGUGUGAGUCGUGUGACUGAACCGUGGCAUGUGCCUGGGUCAUGUGACUGCUAGCCAAGACAAUUUCUGACCACAUACUAACAUACUGGCUUCCCACUAAAACACUACCACCAUCUUCAUGAUCAUCAUUCUGUGUCACAGAGAAGUACUGAGUUGAAACAAAGAGAUGUUCUCUCAGCUGAGCUAUGCAUGCUCUCAGACUCUCUGCACUAACAUCCUACCAAGCACAAACUCAGGGUGUUACAUUACCCUAGUGGAACAGUAAAUAAUAUUACAGAGUAAACUUUUUUGUAGACCUCAUGAUAAACCUACAGACCAUAUCUAAGGCUAAGUAUGAAGUGCCAUGUUGUUCUCAUUUUGCAAAAAAAAAUGCACUUGUUUGUCAUUAUUUAGUAUAUAUUGUUUAUGUCUAUUUCCUACUGAUAAUAAAAAGUUAUCAAAGAAAUGUAUCCUGAGUGUUAUGAGAGAGAGAGGUGGAGAGCUUCUCCACAUGCCAUUCAAAUGAGUAUAAUAAGGAGGUUAAGAGCAGUCUGCGCCCAGGUGUGCUGUUAAAACCUGUUAGGCACCUCCCCCUCUGUCUGCUAUCCUGCUAUCACCUUUCAUCUCUGAACCAUACUCAUUCAACCACUGUCAGCAGCUCUACAUGAAAAACUUUCAGACUCUACCAGUUGAAUGACAGAACUCUGAUUCUGCACUGCUUGGACAACCAGAAGACAAAAGAAGCCACAGCAGUGGUUGCACUCCGAGUAUGAAUAAAUUUGCAGUUUGAACUCUGUCUUCUCCUCAGCAGCCAAAUGUAAAAACU
Molecule: messenger RNA, 2204 nt
Organism: Megalops cyprinoides (Indo-Pacific tarpon)
Lineage: Eukaryota; Metazoa; Chordata; Actinopteri; Elopiformes; Megalopidae
Product: calcium homeostasis modulator protein 5-like
Exons: 2
Coding region: 157-1089 (310 amino acids)
Molecular function (GO): monoatomic cation channel activity
Source: RefSeq, a predicted model, not a curated record